This is a messenger RNA of Alternaria burnsii, 1740 nucleotides long. RefSeq lists its product as uncharacterized. The transcript is spliced from 3 exons. Bases 1 to 1740 code for a protein of 579 amino acids. Lineage: Eukaryota; Fungi; Ascomycota; Dothideomycetes; Pleosporales; Pleosporaceae. The record is from RefSeq and is a predicted model, not a curated record.
AUGAGCGGAAUUGAGGUUGCUGGCCUUGUACUUGGCGCUUUGCCGCUGAUUAUUCAAGGAAUCGACAGCUACAGAGAAGGACUUAGUACUUUGAGGAGCAUGUGGGAUCGAGACAUUGAGUAUCCCGCCCUUCUCAGGAAACUCAGGGCCCAGUACGAUCACUACGAGCUGACGAUUCGGAUACUUUUCGGCUCCAUCACCUCUGAAGCUGAAUGGACAAAAAUGACCACUGAUCCCAUGGCAUCUCGGGGACUGUGGAAGAGCAAGGAAACGGCGCUUCAAGACAAGCUUCAAAACGCUUACAACUCGUAUCAAAGUAUCAUGGUCGAGAUCGAACAAAUCACGAAGAGCAUCGCGAGUAGACUAGAUUUGGACGGCGCAGCCGAGCUUACUCGUAAUAAUCUCGACACGUUGCUUGCCGCGAACCCGAAGAAAUCCAACGAUAAGUUCGAAUUCCGCAAGCGUGUUCGUUUUGGUAUGAGCAAGAAGAAGUUAAGCGCACUUCUGGAGAAGCUUGAUGAGUGCAACAGGCAGCUCGAGAGGUUCACGGAAAAGAGUGAAAAGAUCGAAACCUACCAUAGACCGAGCAAGCCUUCGUAUGCUACACGCUUGCAGAAGCUGCAGCGCUAUGCCAAGAUUCUACACGACGCACUUUGUGUGUGCUGGUCAUGCUCAUGCAAGUCUUCCCAUACAGCAAGUCUCCAACUCGACCCUCGCGGAGAUAUUUUUGCGCCGAGAUUUCGGGAAGCGCUCCGCAAUAACAAGACGAGUUUCAAUAUCUCUUUCUCGACCAUUUCGCCUGACAGCAGUGGCGUUUCGUGGACUUUUCAAGCCGCUAGGAUCUGCGUCGACGAGGAGGACGAUGCCUGUCUUUCACCGAUGGCCUCCCCCAAACCGAAUAGGAUGCAGAGGAAUGUCAGCUUCGGAUCGCUUCCUCCUUACGCAGUUCAAGAUCCGGCGACCACUUCACCACCUUCAUAUGAGGAGGUCAAAGACCUUUGCGCAUCUAUUCAACAACUCUACAAGAAGUCCCCGACCAUCGGCUUUUCGUUAGACAGUCAAAGCAAACUACGAGGGGCUUACUCAGUCGACACGGCGGAAGCACAGAUUCCCAGUACAGAACUGAUAUCUCUGGAGACACUGCUAGAGAAGCCACCCGUCAUCAACGGAAAACGCUCCAAGUUGAGCAGAAAAGAGAGAUAUAGCCUAGCGUUGACAUUAGCGUCCAGUAUACUCUACCUUAACUCAACGCCCUGGCUUGCCAACGAAUGGGCUGCGCGAGAUAUUCUUUUCCACCGAACAUCAGAUACCACGUGUCCGAUCGAUCUCGAUCAUGCAUACCUCGCUCCAAACGUAGCUGACCAUUCUGAAAACGGGUCAAAAGGCUACAAGCAAAUGGUUUUGAAGAACAAUUUCUUGCUCGCUUUAGCCGUAGCAUUGCUCGAGCUUUACUUCGGGACCACUGCCGAAAAAUACCACCAGUCGGAGUUUGAAAACGAAAGUGGUGACGCUUCAGCAGAUCAGAAAUACAACCUCCUUACGUUGGUACACAACUGGAUACAAAGCGAAGCUGGGGAACUGUCUGCUGCUUAUCAAAGUGCAGUCAGUUAUUGUAUGAAAGAGUCUAUCGAUCCCACGGUUGAUUUACAGGACACCAACUGCCUACAAGCUGCAGUUGAGAAUAUCGUCCUGCCGUUGCAGGAGGAACUAAACCAGUUCUUGGGCAAGACUUUGGCCUAA